AUGAGGUUGGUCAAGCGCCAUAUUGAGCCAGAUGGCUCUGGCAGCGUGACAUUAUACCCUGAAGAACCGGAAGACAUGGUGGGCGCUUCUAAGGUCUUCUUCUGCGCGAUACUAACAGAUGCAUUGCAGUGGCACGCGCACAACCUGAUUCGGCCCUCUGAUCUCCUCACUGCUUCGGCUAUCCGUCGCGUCACAUCAGAAUCCGCAUCGACAGGCUCGACUUCCUCGCACCGAGUCCAUGUCAACCUCACAAUCCGAGUCAAGUCUCUAGAUUUCGACCCCCAGGCUGGACAACUACAUGUCUCUGGGAGAGUAGCUCGUGAGAACAAGCAUACAAAGAUUGGACAGCAUCAUACCCUGGACCUCGAACUGAACCGAAAUUUUACCCUUACAAAGGAAGUCGAAGGGAAAGAUGGCGAGCAAGGUUGGGACAGCGUUGCAAAGGAACAACUCGAGGAAGCUACCAACCCCCAGAAAAAAGCCGAAAUUGUGGCAGUCGUGAUGGAAGAGGGCCUGGCAAAUAUCUGCUUCGUUACACAGUAUCAGACCCUUCUCCGCCAAAAAGUUACAAUGAGAGUUACCCGAAAAAGAGACGGAGCAAAGAGGUCGGCAAAACACGACAAAGGACUCGAAAAGUUCUUCAAAACAGUCCUGGAUACAUUGCUAAGGCAGGUGGAAGGCCUUAUCGAACAGACUGAGGAAGCCAAGACAAUCCCGAUCCUGCUUGCAAGUCCCGGCUUUACCGCAGCUGGCUUUCUCAGGUAUGCGUCAGAAAGAGCCUUCGCUACUAGCGAGAAACUACUACAAAGCCUAGUCAAGCGAAAGGCGUUCAUCGUUGUUCAUAGCAGUGCCGGCCACCUUUACAGUCUCAACCAGGUUUUGAAGAGCCCAGAAGUCAGGGUCAAAUUGAAGGAUACAAAAUACGCUAGAGAAACACGCUUAAUGAACGACUUCUUUGAGAUGUUGCGGAAAGAUGAUGGUCGUGCGUGGUAUGGUCCUAAAGAAGUCGAAGCGGCUGUCGAGGAGGGUGCUGUCGGCAGAGGUGGAGGUAAGCUCAUCAUCACCAAUUCACUGUUUCGUAAUCAAGAUGUGGCUACACGGAGGAGAUGGGUACGAUUAGUGGACCGUGUAAGGAAAGAAAGUGGCGGAGAUGUCAGGAUCCUGAGCAGCGACCACGAGAGCGGGAAGAGAUUGGAGGGCUUGGGGGGAAUCGCUGCCAUUCUGACUUAUCCAAUUGUCGAUCUAGGUGAUCCGGAAGAGGAGCAGGUAGCUGUAGUGAAUGGGAAUGAUCCACCAUGA
Molecule: messenger RNA, 1299 nt
Organism: Endocarpon pusillum Z07020
Lineage: Eukaryota; Fungi; Ascomycota; Eurotiomycetes; Verrucariales; Verrucariaceae
Exons: 1
Coding region: 1-1299 (432 amino acids)
Biological process (GO): ribosome disassembly; nonfunctional rRNA decay; nuclear-transcribed mRNA catabolic process, no-go decay
Cellular component (GO): cytoplasm
Source: RefSeq, a predicted model, not a curated record